AUGGGUCGCAGAAGGGCCAUCCUAUGGGCACUUUUCCCAUGCUGCAACCCCAAGAAAAAGGCCAAGACAAGAAAUAAGUUGGCCUCAUCCCAAGUCGUGGAAGCAGAGUGCCCGGAGGAGUUGGCAUGUCGACAUCUAAAAACAUACAGGGAGCAGCUUCUUAGAAGAGAAGCAGAAAUCUCGGAACUAAGAGCAGAAAGGAACAACACCAGGCUGCUGCUGGAACACCUGGAGCUCCUGGUUUCCCGGUACGUGCCGUCCCUCCGGAUGAUGGCGGGCACGCAGCUGGCGCAGUCCCCAGCCAGCAUGACCAGCGAGUUGGAGGUCCUCAGGGCACUGAGAUUGCUCUUCGAGCACCACAAGGCCCUGGACGAGAAGUUGAGAGAGGAACUACGACGAACACUUCAAAGGUGUAGUUCCUUAGAAGAGGAAUUAAGUACCAAACACAGAGAGGUGCAGAGCCAGAGGGAGCAGGGCUGGGAGUCCGCAAAGCAGGCCCGCGUGGUGGCCACCGUGGCCGAGGACUUCGAGACUGACGAGGAUGUGCCUGAUGGCGAAGGUGAUGGGCCCACCCUCUUCAGUUCGGCCGGUCAGCUGCUGCCCAGUGGGCAGGCAGAUGCCGACACUCUGCCUGUGAAACUUCAGGAGCACCUGGACGCCAUCAACAAACAGAUACGGUGGAUCCAAGAGGAAGAGAGCACGGAGCAGCGGGCCGAGGAGACUGAGAGCAGGGCGGGCAGGGCGCGCUUAGGCAGCCUUCGGCGUUUGGAGUCCCUGAGCUCCCUCAACCUGUGUCCUGCCUCCUCACUUGCCAGCUCCUGCCCGCCCAGCAGGGCGCCCUCCCCACCCCGAAGGAGGCGGCGCAGCCUGGCGCACGAGGGAGACCGGCUGGGCAUCAUGACUGCGGUGCAGAGCCAGAGGGAGCAGGACUGGGAGUCCGCGCAGCAGACCCGCGUGGUGGCCACCAUGGCCCAGGACUUCGAGAGUGACGAGGAUGUGUCUGACGGCGAGGGCGACAGGGUCACCCUCUUCAGCUCGGCCGGUCAGCUGCCGCCCAGUGGGCAGGCCGAUGCCGACACUCUGCCUGUGAUGCCUCGGGAGCAGCUGGACACCAUCAGUGAGGAGACCCGGUGGCUCCAGGAGGAAAGGGAGAGCAUGGAGCAGCGGGCCGAGGAGACUGAGAGCAGGGUGGGCGGAGCACGCUUCUGCAGCCUUUGGCGUUUUUUUUUGUCUGUUUGUUUGUUUUUUUUUGGUCAGUGCAUUUUAUUUAAUCAGCACAGUACAAAAAUAAAUAAAAAUAAAGAGAAGGGAAUUAAAUUACAGCCAAACUGA
Messenger RNA from Rangifer tarandus platyrhynchus (Svalbard reindeer), 1332 nucleotides. The record is from the annotation of a GenBank genome assembly. Lineage: Eukaryota; Metazoa; Chordata; Mammalia; Artiodactyla; Cervidae.